AUGGUUGGCAAUGGUUUCAAGAUCCAAGAUUGGAAUGCCUUGGUUUCAAAGAGAUUUUUCCAUCUAACCAAACACAUAUGUUUCCCUCAUGCUCUAAGGGAUCUUAGGACUCCUCUCAUUGAGGCAGAUAAAGAAACAGAUGAAGAUAAUUAUGUACUUUGGAGACUGGAGAAGGGAGUUUCCCAAGGUUCAAAUGAGAUUCAAAAAGGUGAGGCAAUCCCUCUUGAAUACAACCUGGUAGGCCUAAAUGCAAUAAGUUUUGACAAAGGGUGCUACGUAUGGCAAGAACUUGUAGCUCGAACACACCACCAAGGAGUUAUCCGUAAACGUGUAGUUCCUUUGAAGUUUCUAAAUGACAGAGGCGAAGACAAUAGCAAAAGCCAUAAAGGAGAUACCAUAGGUAGAGCCAUUGAAAAGUGCUUAGAAGGUUGGGGUAUUGAUAGGCUCUUUACUGUAACGGUUGAUAAUGCGAGUUCAAAUGAUGUAGCCAUUGCCUACUUGGUUAAAAAGUUUAAAGGCAGAAAUGGGUUGGUGUUGGAUGGUGAAUUUAUUCACAUUAGAUGUUGUGCUCAUAUUCUUAAUUUAAUUGUUAGUGAUGCCUUAAAAGAUUUGCAUGUGUCUAUCAUUCGAAUCAGAAAUGCUGUGAAGUAUGUUAGGUCAUCUCCUGCUAGAUUGCAAAUAUUUAAAGAUUUUGCUAAAGAAGAUAAGAUGUCAACAAAAAAUUGUCUUACAAUGGAUGUUCCGACACGAUGGAAUUCUACUUUUACUAUGUUGGAUGGAGCAAUUAAGUGUCAAAAGACUUUUGAAAGAUUGGAGGAGCAUGACCCUAGUUAUUUGCCAAAGGAUGAUAUUCCUACUACUGAAGAUUGGGAUAAUGCAAAAGUGUUUGUAAAGUUCCUAAAGACUUUUUCAGAGGUAACAAUGAAGUUUUCUGCAUCUAUGUCUGUGACUUCAAAUAUAUUUUUUCAUGAACUUUGUUUGAUCCAAGAAAUAAUUCGUGAAUACUCAUCGUAUGAGAAUGCAUUAUUGAGUCAAAUGACAUUAAGCAUGCAGACAAAAUUCAACAAGUAUUGGGGUAUAACUACAAGUGAGAAGACCAAUUUAUUAUUGUAUGUUUCUGUAGUUCUUGACCCUAGGUACAAGCUAGCUUAUGUGAAUUAUUGUUUUAAUGAAUUUUUGGAGGAAGAUUGUGCAAAAAUAUGGACAAAUAAGGUUGAAGAAGCAUUUCGUCGAUUGUGUGAUGAUUAUUAUAUGAGAAUGUCAAAAGAAAAAUAUUCACAAACACAAUCAUGUACACCUAUCGAAGGAUUUGGCUUUCAAAGUCAAAGUGAAAUACCUUCUAUCUCAUCUAGUGGAUCUUACAAGGCACGUGCUACUGUUCAUGAUAGAUUUAAACAAAGUAACAAAACAUGUCUAGAUGAUGCUAAAACAGAGGUGACUCGUUAUCUGGAUGAGGCUCGUAUAGAUUGUAUGGGCGAUGAAUAUUUAGAUUUGCUAACUUGGUGGAAGGUGAAUGCCUCUCGAUUUAAGAUCAUUAGCCAAGUAGCUAGGGACAUCUACAGUAUUCCUAUAUCAACUGUGCCUUCUGAGUCCGCCUUUAGCACUGGAGGACGGGUGUUAGAUUCUUUUCGAAGUUCUUUAACUCCUCAAACUGCAGAGGCACUCAUUUGUGCUCAGAAUUGGAUUCAGUCUAAACCUUUGGAUGACAUGACUGAAGAAAUUGACGGGGCUGAAGAAAUUGAUGAAGAAUUCAUAAACAUAGGAAAGGAGAUGGAAGCUGCAUUUGAGAAUUUGAAUAAUGACUCUAUGAGUCUUGAAGCUCAAUGAUGGAAGCACUUUGGGUUAUACGAACAAGGUGGUCUCGUGAAGAUGUUCAUUAAUUCAUACCUUCCCAAUUGUAAACUUUGUUCAUGAGGUUCUUAGAAAUAAGUGAACUAUUAUCUUUUUAGUAUUGUUUCUUUGAUUUUGAUUGUUUUUUCUUACGAUUCUGCAUAUGGGUUGAUUUUCUCUAGGCUUCUUUAUCGCCAAAUUUGUAGAAUUUAGUCGAAGAUACUAAAAUUUUACGGUUCUUAGCUCCUAGAUUUGUGGGGUGGCUGGAACAGUAUUUGCUAGUCGAGUUUUUAAUCUUCCAGUACCAUAAUAUUUU
Molecule: messenger RNA, 2146 nt
Organism: Cucumis melo (muskmelon)
Lineage: Eukaryota; Viridiplantae; Streptophyta; Magnoliopsida; Cucurbitales; Cucurbitaceae
Product: zinc finger BED domain-containing protein RICESLEEPER 2-like
Exons: 6
Coding region: 1-1827 (608 amino acids)
Molecular function (GO): DNA binding; protein dimerization activity
Source: RefSeq, a predicted model, not a curated record